AUGGCAAUUUGCCAAAAAAUAAACUUUGGAACAUAUGAUAAUUACAUUCCAGUCAGUGAAUUAAGCAAAAAAUCAUGGAAUCAGCAACACUUUGCCCUGGUAUUUCCCAAACCACCACGGCCAGGAAAAAAAAGGAGAUCAAAACCAUCUCAACUACGAGACAAUACAGCUCCUAAAUAUGAUGAAGAGAAAUUAAGAGAAGGUCCUAAACGACCGUUAUGGAUGCACAGUUCUUUAAUGAGAAUUUCUGAAAGACCAUCUGAUUAUUUAGCUGCCAGGAUAUGGCCCCAACAUAAACCAACCCAUCACCCCAAGGAGGUUGCUAAAGUAGCAGAUGUACACAAACCUGUAUCUCCAGCAAGAGGUAAGAAAGAUAAAGAACACAAGAAAGCAGACAAGAGAGACAAAUCAGAAUCAGAAUCAGAAUCCACAGUUUCAAAGGGGCCACUAAUAACUAGGAAGGAGUCAAAGAAAGAUAAGGAUAUAGAAACAGGAACUAAAGAGGAACAAAAAGGUGCAAAAAAAGAUACCAAAAAAGAAAGAAAAGAUUCAAAGAAGGGUAAGGAGUCAGGUACAGAAUCUGAAGGUGAAAAGAAAGAUGCCAAGAAAGAUGCCAAGAAAGAAAAGAAAGAUUCAAAAAAGGGCAAGGAGUCAGGUACAGAAUCUGAAGGUGAAAAAAAGAAUUCAAAGAAAGAUGCCAAGAAAGAUAAGAAAGAUUCAAAAAAGAGCAAAGAAUCAAGUAUAGAAUCUGAAGAUGAAAAGAAGGGUGCCAAGAAGGAUAAGGAUGGGAAAAAAGAUUCAAAGAAACCGGGAGAAAAAGAUGAUGAGUCAAAAGACAAGAAAGAAUCCAAGAAAGAUGCAAAGAGAAAGGUGAGUAAAAAAGAGAAGAAAGAUGAAAAGCCUAGUGGGACAGAUAUUGAAUCAAAAGAUGAUGCCAAGAAAGAUUCCAAGAAGAAUGCCAAGAAAGAUGGCAAGAAAGAUGCCAAGAAAGAUACUGACACAGAAUCUCCUGAUGCAAAGAAGGAUGCAAAGAAGGAUAAAAAGGAUGCAAAGAAGGAUGCAAAGAAGGAUGCAAAGGCAAAGAAAGGCAAGUAG
Messenger RNA from Puma concolor (puma), 1095 nucleotides. Lineage: Eukaryota; Metazoa; Chordata; Mammalia; Carnivora; Felidae. The record is from RefSeq and is a predicted model, not a curated record.